GGCGAAGCGACAAACGCCCAGCCACGCCCGCCAAGCGUUCCCGCCCAUAUAUUGCCCGUCCCCGACUGCCCCCACAGCUGCGUACUCCAACCAGUCUCGCCUUGGUGAUCGCCCCGCCCCGCUACCGCCGCAGAGAUGGUCAAGACUACCGAAAUCAUCGCGGCCCCCGCGCCCGAGACCGAAAUAGGCCCGGUGCGAACCUACACGGAGGAGCAGCAGAGCAUGAUCAAGGCAUUGCGCGAGUAUGCCGAUACGCUCCUCCUUCCAGAAUCCGACCCGUAUCACGAGUGGGAGCUUCGGUGGCUGAACAAGUGGGACACCAUCCCGCGCUACAUGCGCGCCGCAAAGUGGGACUUCGAAGAUGGCAAGAAGCGCAUCCAGGGCACGCUCGAAUGGAGGCGCGAGUUCAAGCCGGACCUCAUCCCGCCAGACGAAGUCAAGAUUGAGGCGGAGACGGGCAAGAUCCUCCUCAACGGCUUCGACAACCAAGGCCGGCCCAUCAUCUACAUGCGCCCCGGGCGCGAGAACACCGAGACCUCUCCGCGGCAGCUCCGGCACCUCGUCUGGUGGCUCGAGCGCGCAAAGGACAUGAUGCCCCCGGGGCAAGACUCGCUCGUCAUCGUCGUCGACUACAAGUCGACCACGCUCCGCACGAACCCGUCCAUCAGCGUCGCGCGCAAGGUCCUCCACAUCCUCCAGCAGCACUACGUCGAGACGCUCGGCCGCGCGCUCGUCGUCAACCUCCCCAUGCUCCUCAACUUCUUCUACAAGGGCAUCAGUCCCUUCCUCGACCCCGUCACGCGCGACAAGAUGCGCUUCAACCCGGACCUGUUCGACCUCAUACCGCGCUCGCAGCUGGAUGCGGACUUUGGCGGGGACUACGACUGGGAGUUCGAGCCGAAGAGCUAUUGGGAGCAGGUCGUCGAGUGAGUGAUCGUACCUUUUCAAGAUCGGAUGUCUGACCGCGGUUGGGGUAGGCACUGCGGGAUCGCGCCCGAUGGCACUCGAGUGGAGGAUAGUGCCCCUGGGUCAGAAGCAGACGAGGCACAGGCCAAGCUCGCAGUGCUACAAAUACAAACAUCUGCCGCAAAAGGCUCGACUCCUGAGUUGGAACAGCCUCCACACACAGUGGAGGAUGCCGAUACCCUACAGCGAGAAGAGGAUGCGAAGGCUAUCUCUGAGAUUGCAGCUGCAGCGUGACACCGCGAUACCCGCGCAAACACCCAAUGUUCAGCCUACCGACCAAUGUAUCAUAGGCUAUGACUAUCAUACACUCACUUAACAUAAUAUUAGAUGCUAACUGCCUCACUGUAACGCCUCUCCGAGU
Molecule: messenger RNA, 1327 nt
Organism: Fomitopsis serialis
Lineage: Eukaryota; Fungi; Basidiomycota; Agaricomycetes; Polyporales; Fomitopsidaceae
Product: CRAL-TRIO domain-containing protein
Exons: 4
Coding region: 136-930 (264 amino acids)
Molecular function (GO): phosphatidylinositol transfer activity
Source: RefSeq, a predicted model, not a curated record